Molecule: messenger RNA, 1134 nt
Organism: Yamadazyma jaroonii
Lineage: Eukaryota; Fungi; Ascomycota; Pichiomycetes; Serinales; Debaryomycetaceae
Source: the annotation of a GenBank genome assembly
AUGUUCGAGACCAAGAUAUUAAAAGUUGACGUCAAUGCUGUGAUGUUCAAGAAAGGUGAAGAUAUGCCUACAAUAACAGAUGAAGAAACUCUUGCCAACAUCAAGAUAGCAGCCAAAGAAUUAAAAGAUACCAAUAACCCUAUCGGAUUUCCUACUGAAACCGUUUAUGGACUUGGAGGUUCUGCAUUACAAGAUGAUUCUGUGAAAAAUAUUUACAAAGCCAAAAAUAGACCAGCCGAUAAUCCUUUGAUCGUGCAUGUAUCAUCCAUAGAACAAUUAAAGAGGAAACUCUUACCUCAAGAUUACGAAAUACCCCCAAUUUAUCAUCAGCUAAUUGAAAAUUUAUGGCCAGGCCCAUUAACUAUAUUGUUACCUGUCGGAGAGGAUUCUCCCAUUUCAACUUUAGUGACAGCCAAUCAAGAUACUUUUGCUGUAAGAUUACCCUCACAUCCAAUUGCUAGAGCCUUAAUAGCUUUAAGUGACACUCCUGUAGCAGCACCAUCAGCAAAUGCAUCAACAAGACCAAGUCCAACUUUGGCUAGUCAUGUUUACCAUGAUUUACAAGGGAAAAUACCAUAUAUCCUCGAUGGAGGAGCGUGCGAUGUAGGAUUGGAAUCGACUGUAGUUGAUGGAUUAUCCAAUCCUCCGUUGAUGUUGAGACCAGGUGGUUAUUCAUUAGAAGAUAUAAGAAAGAACGGGGGUGACCAAUGGUCAAACAUUGUGCAUGUUAAAAAAGUUGCAGGCAAAAAUGAAGCUGUUAGAACCCCAGGAAUGAAAUAUAGACAUUAUUCUCCUACAGCCAAGGUAGUUUUAUUCUUGAACUGUGGUGAUGGAAUAGAAGCCAUGGGAAAGUACAUAAAGAGCAAUAAUUUGGAGCCAACCACCAAAAUAGCGUUAUUGAAAUCCAAAUCAUUUGUUUCUGCUAAAGAACUUAAUAAUUUAAUAACCAUAGAGAGAGAUUUGGGUACUAAAGGAACAGAAAUCUCCCAUAACCUAUUUGCAGCUUUGAGAGAAGUUGAUGAAAUGGGCGUGGACGUUAUUUUUGUUGAAGGUGUAGAUGAAACUGAAGAAGGGUUAGCUAUCAUGAAUAGAUUAAGUAAAGCCGCAUUAAUCACUAUUGAUGGAAGUGUAUAA